Dendrobium catenatum is the source of this 2636-nucleotide messenger RNA. RefSeq names its product stromal 70 kDa heat shock-related protein, chloroplastic. Gene Ontology annotation, cellular component: cytoplasm; chloroplast. Gene Ontology annotation, molecular function: heat shock protein binding; ATP hydrolysis activity; ATP binding. Bases 194 to 2302 code for a protein of 702 amino acids. Lineage: Eukaryota; Viridiplantae; Streptophyta; Magnoliopsida; Asparagales; Orchidaceae. The record is from RefSeq and is a predicted model, not a curated record. Gene Ontology annotation, biological process: cellular response to unfolded protein; protein refolding. The transcript is spliced from 8 exons.
UCCACUUCCCAGCCUAUUCGAGAACCUUCUACGCGCCUCAACCAAAUCACCCACUCUCAAAAUCCGCACUCGCUCCUUCCCUCCGCCGCAACCACAACUUAUACCUUAUCCCUCUCGCAAACACCAUCCAGCUUCCUAACACUCCCUUCCAAAUUCAAAUUAGGGUUUUCAGAUCUCCUCCUACCAUAAAACCAUGGCCUCUGCGUUCGCCUCCACCUCGGCCCAUGCCUAUGUCCUUGGCUCCUUCCCUUCCUGCAACCGUUCCCCUGCCAACAAUGGUCCCUCGUUCAAGUCCGUCUUCUUCGGCGGCAGGCAGGCGGAACUUAUCGGCGCUACCCGGUUAAAGCUCCGGCGUGCUCGUGGGGCGGGGCCUGUGCGAGUGGUUGCGGAGAAGGUUGUCGGGAUAGAUCUUGGGACGACAAACUCAGCGGUGGCGGCCAUGGAGGGCGGCAAGCCUACUAUCGUGACUAACGCAGAGGGGCAGAGGACGACGCCGUCGGUGGUCGCGUACACCAAGAAUGGCGAUCGGCUUGUAGGGCAGAUAGCGAAGCGGCAAGCCGUGGUAAAUCCCGAGAAUACAUUCUUCUCGGUGAAGCGGUUCAUCGGACGCAAGAUGUCGGAGGUUGACGAGGAGGCCAAGCAGGUUUCGUACAAGGUUUUGAGAGAUGAGAACGGGAAUGUGAAGCUUGAUUGCCCUGCGAUUGGGAAGCAAUUUGCAGCCGAGGAGAUCUCGGCUCAGGUUUUGAGAAAGCUAGUUGAUGAUGCAUCGAAGUUUUUAAAUGACAAGGUUACAAAAGCGGUUGUCACAGUUCCUGCCUACUUCAAUGAUUCCCAACGGACAGCGACAAAGGAUGCUGGUCGUAUUGCAGGUUUAGAAGUCCUCCGUAUCAUCAACGAGCCAACGGCUGCAUCUUUGGCAUAUGGUUUUGAGAAGAAGAACAAUGAAACAAUUUUGGUAUUUGACCUGGGAGGUGGUACCUUUGACGUUUCAGUUCUUGAGGUGGGUGAUGGCGUCUUUGAGGUGCUGUCUACGUCAGGUGAUACUCAUCUUGGUGGUGAUGACUUUGACAAGAGGAUUGUUGAUUGGCUUGCUUCAAGCUUUAAGAGGGAUGAAGGCAUUGACCUUCUAAAGGAUAAACAAGCCCUACAGAGACUAACUGAGACAGCUGAGAAAGCUAAGAUGGAGUUAUCAACCUUGACGCAGACAAAUAUCAGCUUGCCGUUCAUCACUGCAACUGCUGAUGGCCCUAAACACAUAGAAACAACUAUAACAAGGGCAAAAUUUGAGGAGCUAUGUUCGGAUCUUCUUGAUAGGCUUAAGACUCCUGUAGAUAAUGCUCUGCGGGAUGCGAAACUUGCAGUCUCGGAUUUGGAUGAGAUAAUCCUUGUGGGUGGAUCUACCCGUAUACCUGCUGUUCAGGAACUUGUGAGAAAGAUAACUGGAAAGGAACCAAAUGUAACAGUUAACCCUGAUGAGGUCGUUGCCCUUGGUGCUGCAGUUCAGGCUGGAGUAUUAUCUGGAGACGUCAGUGACAUUGUUCUUCUGGACGUUACACCAUUAUCUCUUGGUUUGGAGACCUUAGGUGGAGUGAUGACAAAGAUUAUUCCAAGAAACACAACACUGCCUACAUCCAAAUCAGAGGUCUUCUCAACAGCAGCUGAUGGUCAGACUAGCGUGGAGAUCAAUGUCCUGCAGGGUGAAAGAGAAUUUGUGAGGGACAACAAGUCAGUGGGAAGUUUCCGCCUUGAUGGAAUUCCACCAGCACCUCGUGGAGUUCCACAAAUUGAAGUCAAGUUUGAUAUUGACGCCAAUGGCAUUCUUUCUGUUACUGCAGUUGACAAGGGUACUGGAAAGAAGCAGGACAUCACCAUUACGGGGGCAAGCACGCUGCCCAGUGAUGAGGUGGAUAGGAUGGUUAAGGAGGCAGAGAGGUUUGCAAAGGAGGAUAAGGAGAAGAGAGAUGCCAUAGACACCAAGAAUCAGGCAGACUCUGUAGUUUAUCAGACUGAGAAGCAGUUGAAGGAGCUGGGAGAGAAGGUUCCUGCUGCUGUUAAAGAAAAGGUUGAGGCCAAGCUCAAGGAGCUCAAGGAUGCCAUCUCUGGUGGAUCAACUCAGAGCAUCAAGGACUCCAUGGCUGCUUUAAAUCAGGAGGUGAUGCAGCUUGGUCAGUCCCUAUACAACCCGCCUGGUGCAGCUGGUACUGGCCCUUCUCCUGGAGCCGAUGCUGCUUCUACUGGCGGAGCUAGCAAGGGAACGGAUGGUGGUGAUGUGAUCGAUGCUGAUUUCACUGACAGUAAGUAAAAGUUGGGAUUGUUCAUUUUUUAAUGUUGAAAAAUUGCAUGAAAGGCCUAAAGAAACUCCAUUAGAUUCCUUUUUGCGAACAUAAAUGGUGCAAGAGUUUGUACUGCAGAUUUAUAUGAUUUCGACACCUAUUGUGGAGUUUGAGAUUAGUGUAAGAGAAGUUAGGGAUUUUAACUUCAAAGCAUGUAUAGUAUUUGGUUAGGGUUCUCCAUGUCAUUUAGCAUCGCGUUUUCUUUUGCGUUUCAUAUAUGUUAAGUGAGGGGAUUGUGCAUGUCGUUGCUUGUGCUUAUUUUAACAGGAUAAAGUCUAUUAAGUUGAUUAUUACGUCUCCCAA